AAGGCAUGUUGGUUCAAGCCCGUCGGACUCAAACCUACGGUCUCCGCGCCCAAGAGCGCAUCUUUAUGGUUGCGGCGGCGAACCAGGCAAUGACAAACACGUGCGGGAAGGAAUUCCAACCACCAGCUCGGGUGGGCAUCGACACGGGCUUGAUGGGCGCUGAUCUCGUGCGCCACGCCAUCGACGGGGCAGAGCUGGUGGAUGAGAAGGAGGAGGACGAGGACCAAGGCCCGCGUACGUCCGAGGAGGUGGAGGACCACGGCCGCCACCGCAUGGCACGCGGCCGAGAGCAACAGGACCGUGCCCCUUCCCCGAUGGUGCGGGUCCGCGUCGACGGCACUCCCGACCUGAUCCUGCCCUGGGCAGAGUUGAUUGACGUCGGCUGGGAAACCCGGGCCAUGCGCCACAGGCAGGCGCAGAUCACCAUCAACGUCCGGAAGCUGGUGCGCGCCGAGCAGAACCGCACCGUCACCAUGCUGGAGCGCCGCCUCUGCGGGCUGGAUUUCAAGGACCUCUGCAGGCAGCCCUUCGCCGAUCUGCCCUUGGUGGGCGGGCAGUCCGCGGGGCUCGCGCUCGCACGUGAGUAGGCGCAAUGCAGAGUCGAGCAGCGACGGCUGCAGCAGCGAGCCGGCGCACGUCACGCAGGCGUGGGCGCAGGACAGGUCUGGUUGUCGCUUUUCGCUCGGGUGGUAGCUGGCCAUAGGGGGGGGAUCCCCGUCGGGGGGAGCGCGAGGGGGUGAUGGUUAAGGAGGAACCGUGCCCCAUCUUUGAAUGUGGACACGGGGAGGAAGAGUCAUAGGCCGAAGCGUACACGCAUCUUGCAGGCUGGUUAAUUUCAUGGGUGUCAAUGCCAGCUCAUGAUUUUGAGUGCCGCCAUCAAUUCAGCGGCAAGCUUUGAUGGCCGUCGGCAGUGUCCUCCUCCUCCUCCUGCUCGGUGCCUUCCCCGUCACUCCGUGCCACUGCGAUGCCAUCCCUUCACCUUCGAUGUUUGAGUCGAUGCAGUCAAUUUUGAAGUGUAAUGUUUGAAGUGCCGCCGUCAAUUCAUCGGCAAACUGUGAUCAUGUGUUGAUUCAAUGCGGCGCAACAGCUGGAGCUCGCUUGCGUCCAUAGCGCGUCCCAGCGACGGCUGCAGCAGCGAGUUGGCGCACGUCACGCCGGCGUGGGCGCAGGACAGGUCUGGUUGUCGCUUUGCGCGCGGGUGGUAGCUCGCCAUAGGGGGGGGGGACCCCCGUCGGGGGAAGCGCGAGGGGGUGAUGGUUGAGGAGGAACCGCCUCCCAUCUUUGAAUGUGGGCACAGGGAGCGAGAGAGUCAUAGGUCCAUGCGCACGCGAAUCUUGCAGGCUGAUGAAUAUUAUCGGUGUCAUGUUUUAAAUGCCGCCGUCAAUCCCGCGGCAAACUGUGAUCAUGGUUUUGAUUCAAUGCGGCGCAACAGCUGAGUUUUGCCCGUGGAGCUCGCUUGCGUCAAUUUUUUGUCCGCAGAGUCAAGCAGCGACGGCUGCAGCAGCGAGUUGGCGCACGUCACGCCGGCGUGGACGCAGGACAGGUCUGGUUGUCGCUUUGCGCGCGGGUGGUAGCUGGCCAUAGGUGGGGAGGGGAUCCCCGUCGGGGGGAGCGCGAGGGGGUGAUGGUUGAGGAGGAAGCGUCUCCCAUCUAUGAUUGCGGGCACGGGAAGGAAGUCUCACAGGUCCAUGCGCGUGCGACUUUUGCAGGCUGAUGAAUAUUCUCGGUAUCAUGUGUUAGAUUUUAAAUGCCGCCGUCAAUCCCGCGGCAAACUGUGAUCAUGGUUUGAUUCAAUGCGGCGCUCAGAGCAACAGUUGAGUCUCUUUCCGUGGAGCUCGCUUGCGUCCAUUGCGUCCGCAGAGUCAAGCAGCGACGACUGCAGCAGCGAGUUGGCGCACGUCACGCAGGCGUGGGCGCAAUACAGCUCUGGUUUUCGCUUUGCGCUCGGGUGGUAGCUGGCCAUAGGUGUGGGGUGGGGGGCAUCCCC
This is a messenger RNA of Prorocentrum cordatum, 1987 nucleotides long. NCBI's taxonomy places the organism in Eukaryota, Dinophyceae, Prorocentrales, Prorocentraceae. The record is from the annotation of a GenBank genome assembly.